Messenger RNA from Petromyzon marinus (sea lamprey), 2007 nucleotides. Its product is annotated as transcription factor IIIA-like. Gene Ontology annotation, cellular component: nucleus. NCBI's taxonomy places the organism in Eukaryota, Metazoa, Chordata, Hyperoartia, Petromyzontiformes, Petromyzontidae. The record is from RefSeq and is a predicted model, not a curated record.
AGAACCAAUCGCAAGGCGAGAACCUCGCUCCGCCUCCCCCCUCUCUCCGAGCACGUGUUCGGCACGGCCUGCGCGCGGCUUUUUCUUCAUUUUUGUUUGCCGUCAAACUUACACUCUGAUUAUAAAAGAGAAAAAUAAAAAAAACACAUCAUGUCCGUCGCCGCGAGUGUCCGGGGGAAGCUCUACUUGUGCUCGCACGAGGGCUGCUCGGCCACCUUCUCCAAGGAGUGGCGCCUCAUGGAGCAUCUGUACCGGCACGAGGGCCUGGACAGCAUUGGUUUUCCGAAUGGAAGCGAUGGCCCUCGCCAUGAGAAUAUGGAAUUCCUACUACUGGCUCGGAUGCCGUUUGUGUGCGACUAUGAAGGCUGUACCAAGGGAUUUACGAGGAAAUUUCACCUGUCCAGGCACAGGCUGACUCACUCGGGAGAUAGGCCAUAUCGAUGUGUGUUCGAGGGAUGCUGUGAAGGCUUCACCACAAACGCCAAUUUAAAGAAGCACGUGAAACGAAAACAUGAAAAGGAAAAUCCCUCGUACAAAUGCGAAUUUGACAGCUGCGGCAAGGUUUUCAAAAAGCACCAGCAGUUGAAGACUCAUCAGUAUGAACACACAAAGGAGCUGCCCUUUGAGUGCCCCCACAGCGGAUGUGAACAGAAAUUCCUUCAGGCAAGGCAACUCAAGAGACAUGAAAAAACCCACUUGGGUUAUACGUGCAAAAGGGAAGGCUGUGACUUUGUUGCGAAAACCUGGAGCGAGGUGCGAUCACACGCAGCACAGCAGCAUCCAGGCUGUCACGUCUGCAACGAGUGCGGGCGGACGUUCAAACGACGGGCAUUUCUGCACGAGCAUGAGCAAACGCAUGCCGAGUCGCGAGAGGUGUUCGCCUGCCCGAACCCCGGCUGCGAACGAACCUACACCACGGCGUUCAACCUGCGGUCCCACCUGAUCUCCUUCCAUGAAAACGUGCGCCCACACAGCUGCCCUUAUCCUGGCUGCGGACGAAAAUUUGCUAUGAAGCAAAGCUUGGACCGUCAUGGGGUAAUGCACGAUCCCGAAAAGAAGAAACUCAAAAAGAAGCGCUCUUGUCGGAGACGCACGCUGGUGUCACGGCUCAGUGGGAUCCGGCACACCGCGGUGGUCUCCGAGGCGGUGUUGGAGAUGGAAGCAUGCGACGGGGAAUUGCCAGAAAUUCUGUUUGGCAAGGCGAGCAUCGGCUCCCCGCCUCCUUGCUGCUCGCCCGAAACAGCUGGCCUUCGCUGCGGCUCUCGCGACCCCACAGAGGAGCGAUGCGGCGAGACAAACGCGGCUGCCCGGUCACCGGACGCUCCGUCCGCACCCGGGGUGGACGGCGGUGCUGCGAUCGUGCCUGACGAGGGAAACGAAACGGCGCUUACUUCCGAGAUUGACACAGUCGAAGCAGAUUCUGGUUUGCAGAGAAAUAGCGUCAUUAAAAUGUGUAGCAGAGACGAACGAGGUGGUCCGAUUCCGAUUGGUUGCAAAGUCGAUAGGCUGCAAAUAUCGCCAAUCGAAGACCAGAUUGACAAUGAAGCCUCCAUGUGAGGAGUGAACCCCUUGGGCGUGUGGUUUUUGUACGCUACAAAAUCAAAGCUUUCUGGUCAUGUAAGCAUCUUGAAAGUGGGCAUAUACAUCACCGUCAAUAUGAAUAAAGGUAAUAUUAAUUUAAACGAAUAAUGUGUGCUUUGCAUUAAUUUUGUUAUGUAUUUGAAAACCCGCUAUGUAUUCGAGUCUGAAGCCAAAUUGCAUUUCCAGCUGGGUGAGUUACUGUGUUCAAAAGGUACUUGUGAAUACACGUUAAUGGCUACAGCUGUGUAAUAUGUAAUUGCAUGCCUGCAUUGUAAAUCAAAACAGAACUUGUACAUUUGCACAUGCCUAGCUGUUAUAUUUUUUUCACAAUUUAUCUUCUGAAUACUGCAUAAGUAGUGCAGUAAAUGUUUUUUGUUUCAAAUUUCCCUUGUCCACUUGCAGUGAAUAAACAUGAAAGUAGAGAUU